AUCGGUGACACCGUAUCAGAGAGCGAUUACAUGCAUGCUUUGAAUGUCUGGAAACGAUUCUCCAUCCAAACCCUAGGCGACUACAGCGAUUUAUAUUUGAAAACCGAUGUCUUGUUAUUGGCAGACAUUUUUGAAAAUUUUCGCAAUAGUAGCAUCAACAGUUACGGAUUAGAUCCCGCGUAUUAUUAUACAUUACCAGGAUUCACGUGGGACGCCAUGCUGAAACACACGCGCGUAAAUUUCGAGCUGCUCACAGACAUCGACAUGGUCAUGUUUGUGGAACGCGGUAUACGCGGUGGUUUGAGCCAGUGCUCGAACAGGUAUGCUCGAGCCAAUAACAAGUACAUGCAGUCUUACGAUCCAUCGAAACCAUCCUCGUACCUGAUGUACUUUGAUGUUAAUAAUUUGUAUGGUUGGGCGAUGUGUCAACCACUACCAUAUGCAAAUUUUCGAUGGAUCGAAGAUAUUACGAAUUUCGACGCGAGCGCAAUCGCUGCGGACUCAUCGACAGGUUACAUUCUCGAGGUCGAUCUCGAGUAUCCGCAGCAUCUUCACGACGCGCACAUUGACCUACCGUUCUGUCCAACGCGCGAUAAACCACCCGGCAAGCGGCAGGAUAAACUUCUCGCGACAGUGUAUGAUAAGAAGCGUUACGUCAUACACUAUCGCAACCUGCAACAGUGCACGCGUCAUGGGCUUAGCGUGUCAAAGAUACACCGUGUAUUGGAGUUUUCGCAAUCUCCAUGGCUCCGCGAUUACAUCGAGCUUAAUACUCAGUUUAGAACACGUGCGACAAACGAUUUCGAAAAAAAAUUAUACAAAUUAAUGAACAACGCGGUAUUUGGCAAAACAAUGGAAAAUGUACGGAAUCAUGUCGACGUUAAACUUCUAACAAACUUCUAA
Vollenhovia emeryi is the source of this 903-nucleotide messenger RNA. RefSeq lists its product as uncharacterized. The transcript has a single exon. NCBI's taxonomy places the organism in Eukaryota, Metazoa, Arthropoda, Insecta, Hymenoptera, Formicidae. Gene Ontology annotation, biological process: DNA replication. Gene Ontology annotation, molecular function: nucleotide binding; DNA binding; DNA-directed DNA polymerase activity. Bases 31 to 903 code for a protein of 290 amino acids. The record is from RefSeq and is a predicted model, not a curated record.